AUGGGUGUGGUCGGGGCCUGUUCACUGACCAAUCUGCAAUUGACGUGGCAAUGCUUAUACUUCACCAAACCAGUACACCUCACACAGGAGAAGAGGCAACAACCACCAAGAAUGGAGAGAUCAAACAUCCUUCAUUUAGCAUUCUUCAUGAUACUACUCCUUGUGCUUACUCCCAUGACAGAGAGUCAGUUGCUGCCAUUGCCACCUGCCACUUCUCGUCCACUUUGUGUCUCACAGUUUGCGCUUGUGAACUCUGCUUGUACAGCCCUGCCAUUCUACCCUGACCACCCUCCACCCCCACCUUCUCCUCCUCCUCCUCUUCCGUCACAUAAUGAAUCAGAGCAUAGACAUAGACACAGACACAAGCACGGACACAGACAUGUACAUGGACAUCGACAUGGGUGGCAUGGCCUCCGGGGGACACCGGUGGAACAGGAUUGUUGCCGGUGGUUGAAGUCGAUGGACAGUGAGUGUGUCUGUGAUCUGCUGGUUUACUUGCCACCUUUCCUUUCCAGGCCCGUGCACCAGUACAAUGUUGUGGUUGAUGACUCGUGCAACGUCACUUUCCAAUGCGCUAGCCGUUUAAGGACUUAA
Messenger RNA from Ilex paraguariensis (yerba mate), 594 nucleotides. The record is from the annotation of a GenBank genome assembly. Lineage: Eukaryota; Viridiplantae; Streptophyta; Magnoliopsida; Aquifoliales; Aquifoliaceae.